GCAAUACCAAUCUUUCAGGUUCCCCGGCAAUUCGACACACUCCGCGCAUGCCCCUUAGCUCAUACAGACCUUGCCGUACGCAAAACAAAGCGCAGAGGCACAACGAACGCAAAACAAAUCCCGACGCAGAAGAGAGCCGUCUGGUGUACGCUAGCAUAUCCCGCGUGCCACGCGAAUUGUCUCAACCCGGCGCUGAAGACGAAGAAAGAAACGACGGCCAUUGCACAGAAGAGGACAAAAAGCGACGAGAGGAGGCGAUCGUCGCUCUCUUCUUCGGACGCGCUCUCGCUGGCCGCGAUUCCGGCAAACCCGAUGGACGCUACAAGGGAACCCAGGAAUGCCUCGAAGAGCAAACUUGCCGUCCAGUCUUCGGGCUCCUCCAUCGAUAGAUCCCCCAAGGAGUCGUGUGUGAUACAUGUCAGAGCUAUGGCGAUGGAUGCCACGGAUAUCGUGAUGAGACCGAGUGUGCUCGACUUCUGACCCAGGCUAAGCCGUUGC
Messenger RNA from Punctularia strigosozonata HHB-11173 SS5, 498 nucleotides. RefSeq lists its product as uncharacterized. The transcript has 2 exons. NCBI's taxonomy places the organism in Eukaryota, Fungi, Basidiomycota, Agaricomycetes, Corticiales, Punctulariaceae. Bases 48 to 389 code for a protein of 113 amino acids. The record is from RefSeq and is a predicted model, not a curated record.